AUGCCAAACCACUUGUCAGGGUUGAGGUCUUUACUAGAGGCGAAGAAGUUCUACAUAGCCGCGAUGAGUCAAAAUGACAAACAAAUGGCGAAACGUCGAAGAACAAUAAGAAAGGUCAUGAGGCUGCGCGAAGGCUGCGCGAAGAACAAGGAUGAAACAAUAAUGGAACAAGAGAGUGUCAGAAUGAGUCAAGAGGCAGGGCUGUACCGGCUGUUCACGACAAGGCGUGAGUUGGAAGAGGAGUACGGCAAGGAUUGGGAGGGGAAGCCCAAGCAGCUCGGACCUUACCAUGCGUAUCAUCAGUCUCAACAUGGCUGCUAUUCAUACCACAUCUCUUACGUUGAACCACUGUCUUGUUUGACCUGGCUGCGCGCCAAGAGUAUCUGGAGCCUCUUCGGAUGGAAGUCGAAGAAAUUAUUGGGGCGCAUGGAUGGACGAAGGAGUCCAUGGCCAGGAUGCACAAGUUUGAUAGCUUUCAUCAAAGAGAGCUCCAGGACUUCGGGAUUAACAACGUGCUUCAGAGUGGCGGUUGCCUCUGCGCCGUUGCACAAUGAUCCUGAAAUCUAUCCGGAGCCUACGACUUUCAAGGGGUUCCGCUUCGUCGAAGGCAGCGAACGAGACCAGCUGAAAGGAGAAGGUGCCGUUGAAGAUGGACUUUCGCGUCAGACUAUGGUGGCUCUUAGUCCAAGUUUCCUACAUUUUGGAGCUGGGCGCCAUGCUUGCCCGGGGCGAUUCUUCGCCGUCAACGAGGUUAAAGCUAUCCUGGCGUAUAUCCUGAUGACUUAUGAUAUGAAGCUGCCUGGGAAGAGCACCACUCCUCCGGCUGCGCGGUGGAUUGCGGAUGCACAAAGCGGGUCUAGGUGUAUCAGUUUUGGCAGGAGAGCUAUUCGAUGUAUUCGACAUGGAAAGGUGCGGUGA
Messenger RNA from Coprinopsis cinerea okayama7#130, 918 nucleotides. RefSeq names its product cytochrome P450. Gene Ontology annotation, molecular function: heme binding; oxidoreductase activity, acting on paired donors, with incorporation or reduction of molecular oxygen; monooxygenase activity. The record is from RefSeq and is a predicted model, not a curated record. Lineage: Eukaryota; Fungi; Basidiomycota; Agaricomycetes; Agaricales; Psathyrellaceae. The coding region runs from base 1 to 918 and encodes 305 amino acids. The transcript is spliced from 9 exons.